AUGCAAGUUGUCCAAAUUCUGCUGCGGUAUCCUCACACCUACGAUCAAAUGGUGCGUGAGGGCUAUGUUGCCCUUCUGGUACGUGAAGUCUGCGAUCCGCCACAGCUGGAUGACGCCGAGACAAUUUCGCUUUCAAGCUCGGUCUCUGCCAAAAUCAUGAGAACCAGCCAGCGCUUAGCAACGUGGUCAACAAGGCGCGCAGCUGCUCUGGCUCUUUUCCGGACGAUGCGGCUGAGGAGCAGCCUCCUGUCCGCCAAAGAUGCUCCAGAGCUGAUGGAGACGCUGUCGCAGACCAUGGACAAGCUGGCAGCUGUCAAAGAGGGAUUGGCUGCAAAGCUUCCUGGGGAAGGCCAGGAGCCAAAGCAGGUAGUCGCUAGCGGCUCUCAGGCUGCAGAGGACAAGCAGGUCAUCAUCACAGCAUUGUCUGGCGCCGUGAAUAUUGUGCGGUCCAACCUCUCGAAAUUCUCAGAGGCCCUGGCCAUGAGCCUGCAGGGUGCCGGGGUGCCCACGAGCCUGGAGACCCAAGACCCGGCCCUGGUCCGCAACAUCCUGCGGACGCUGAUCAGAAUGGUGGCCUUUGAAGACUGUCCGACGCGCUUUGUGGAGUCCCAGCACACCUCGUCCGAGCUCAUGCUGGGCUCUUUGCAAUCUGACGGGCGGGGAUACCUGGGUGGGGAUGUAGCAGCCCGGGACUCGGACAAGGAUCAUGUGGAUGGCGCCUAUGCAGGCGCCAUCCGACAGCGAGAGUGUUUCGCUGUCAUAUUCCAAUGGCCACCAGCCUCAGUCGAACUGGAUCCCAUUCCGAUAGGGCGUGGUGCUGUCAAGAUCUUCGUGGAAGGUGAGCUUGCAGCAAUGUUCAACAAGACUGUGCAGAUGAAGGUUGGCUCCUCCACACCUACCUACAUUGAGCUUUCGGGUGACAGCUUCGAGUGGCAGUUUAUCUACGAUCUGGACAAGGUGUCAGCUGACAAGGAAGCAGUGCAGCUGGGAACGGGUGGUAGCAUGGAAGCCCUGCAGAAGACCACGGAGGCAAUCACAGAUGAGAACCUCGGCUAUCGCUUGUAUGUCCUCCCGUGCUUUGAAGCCACAACUCUGGAAGAGGUGAAGGAGAAGCGUCAGCUGGUGAUGGAUCAGCAGCUCCUCGUGCAUCAAAUUGUCAAGCUGCACUCCAAGACCGUGGAUGGUGGCCUAGUGGGUGCAGACAAGGCGCUGCAGGAGGAGAUCGACAGCGCCGUGCUGAUGCUGCUGUCUUACCUGGCACACCUCGGGGAGGAUGAGCCGCACGCAGCCAUCACUUCGGAGGCAGAGAUCUUCACCCUCAUGUACAAUGUGCUCUUGAGCCGGCCAUCCGUCGCUGAGCUCCGAGAUCCCGCGAAGCGGAUGUCAAUGACGGACGAGCACGUUGCAGCUUCCAGGUUCUACUACGGGCUGUCCCUUUCCGAACAGGGCCGCAGCAAUUUCGUGCAUUAUCAGCAGGCUGUCGAGAAGGUUGUUGAUCUCGCGGCGGAGGAGUCCGCAAACAGCAUCGGAGUUGGUUACACCCCAGGAUCUGUGGUGGAUCCGCAUCAGGUCACCUGCCACGAUCGCGGGUACAUCAUCAAGACCUUGACGAACUUCUCUUGCACUCCGGCUACGUGGACGUUGCCCAACACGCUUCUGCUCCUGAGGCCCGACUCCGAAGUCCUCUUCACCGAGUGCGAGUUUGCCCGCGGAAGUACUUCUUGGAGUCUCAGCUUCCACACCUACCUGAACGAAGAAUUCAACAGUCCGGGUAAGGUGGCAUGGAUGGUUUACAAGGGUUUCACGGCGAGUGAUAUCCAGAUGGCCGUUGGAAUCUCAUCUUCAGAGACAUUGGGAAACCGCGCAGGUCUUCACCCCCUCGUCUUGAGGUUCACCCACAAUGCGGCACCCUAUCAGUUCGUGAUCAAGACGAAACCCAUGGAAUGCUUCAAGUGGACUCACCUCUGCAUCUGCCUGGACCACUUCGUCCUGAGCCUCGCUGUCAACGGCGAGCUGACAUGGGCAGAGGAGAUUCCGAACGAGAUCCAGCUGAUGUGCUCCUACGGGACGGCUGACCUCUGCAUCGGCUGCCCGGGCUGGGAGUUUGACAGGGCGCCCGGCCGGCCUGCUUCCGUGUCUCUUCUCACUGCUCUUAGCUUGGGGCGUGAUCGCACGCGAAACGGGGAUGGCACAGCCUUCCAGGGAGAUCCCCCACGCAUGGAUCUACUGUGGGCUGCUCGGGGCGUGAACAUCUUCGGCUUCAAGUCCCUGGAGCCGAACGAGGCGCUCUUCAACAAGCGCCGCGAGGAGCUCAUCGCCUGGAAGAGCACCCACGAAGAGUUCGAUGAACUUGGGCGAAGCGGUGUGGAUCUACUGCCAAAUCCACUGAGCAUGCCGGUCGCCGUGCGUGCCAGCUUCGACACCCGACAGGUGGUGGCUGCCCGGCAGGGCGUGGAGGUGCUCUGCGAGCUGCUCUCCGGCGGCUCCGAGGCGCAGCGCCGGAGCGCUGUCUUCGCUCUCCGGAACCUGGCCGACCCCGCCGUCACCGCUGGCCUGCAGGGAGCCCCGGGCAUCUGCCGCUUGUUGAGCUUUGGGGAAGCCCCUCUCUUCUCCUAA
This is a messenger RNA of Symbiodinium sp. CCMP2456, 2616 nucleotides long. The record is from the annotation of a GenBank genome assembly. Lineage: Eukaryota; Dinophyceae; Suessiales; Symbiodiniaceae.